AUGGAUCAUUUGAGCAAUUCCGCCACUUCGAGAAUUCUGAAGGUGCUUCUCCAGAUUAACGAGAGGCUGGAAGAGCAGGACCAACGACUUCGAGAUGUUGUGUCAGCCAUUCACGAUGCAAAAUAUGUAUCGCAGCCGCAGAAGCAGGAGGACGCUAUACCCAUCAGCAUGCACUUCGGGCUUUUCCACACUCUAUCGACCACGAUUCUAGAUGGUGGAGUCAAUCUAUCCGAGAUCAAGGUUACAGAACCUGAUUUACUGCGUGUGCUACGAGCAAUUUUCGAGCCUCCGUGUCCAAGCCCGCGAGAUGAAGACCUAAGCCCCAUGAAAAUUGCGUAUCCUUUUGAACCAUUCCGCAUUUACUGGGAUAUCUUGCUAGUGUAG
Messenger RNA from Aspergillus terreus NIH2624, 384 nucleotides. RefSeq lists its product as uncharacterized. Lineage: Eukaryota; Fungi; Ascomycota; Eurotiomycetes; Eurotiales; Aspergillaceae. The transcript has a single exon. Bases 1 to 384 code for a protein of 127 amino acids. The record is from RefSeq and is a predicted model, not a curated record.